AUAUCUAGAGAGCUGCACUGUUCCAACAUUGAAAAGGAAAUGUAAAUCUUCUGCAAAUACAUCAUCAUCAUCUUCAGAAGAUGACAAGCAAGUCCAGGAAAGUCAGCAAAGAGUAGAUACUGCUGUGCUUUCAGCAGUUGAUUCCCAGACUCCAGUAUCUGCUAAUCAGGAAGAGAUGCUGAAGGAGCAGAAACUUGCAAGCAUGGUGGGAGCUCCUCUGACAGACCUCACCCUGUCCAGCAAGGCUCCAAGUGUGGUGUCUGUCACCAGCCAGUGCAGUUACAGCAGCACUAUAGUGCACGUUCCACACCCUGAAUCAGAAGUGACUACAGUGGAGGAUACUGCUGUUGGAAGUGAACAAAUGGAGGUACCUCCUUUGGAUGCUCAGAGUCUCACGAUGGAACCUGUGGACUUAAGGCCAGUUGGGCUAACAAAAGAGACAUUGUCAGCCCAUGCUCAAAAAGAGGAGCAGAACUACGUUGACAAAUUUCGCCAGAGAGUCUUGCUCUCCCCAUUUAGGACUUACCUCCAGCAGGGGCGCAGAAGUGACAAUGGACAUUCCUGUGGCCAAGGAGAUUCCCCUUCAAAGCAGAUGAACCCAGCUAGUUGUAAAAAAGACAAACAUGGAAAAUUCAAGCACAAGAAACCUCGGAGACAGUCGUCAGAUAACCACUCUUCUAGCAAAAAUAGAAGUAGUCUUUCAUGUGAGAAGAGAACAAUCCAGAAACAGUCAUUCUCUGCCUCAGAAGUGUCCUGUCUGAGCUCCUCCAGUAUGAAUGCCGUUUCUUCUGUGGGAUUUCCUGUCUGUUCGGAUCCACUAUCUAGUUUUCCAGCCUCUUCUGUAGGAGAGGAGCUUGCACUUCACUCUUUGAAACCUGAGUCCACAUCAUCGUCACAACUAUGCUGUGAAGCACAGUCAUGCCCAGCACUUUAUUCCCCAAACGCAGGCACGUUUAUGGCUGUAUUUUUUCAGAAUUUCCCCGUGUAUGCUCAGUUGCCUCACUAUGUUUUUCUUCCUACCCCUCAGUAUGUUUAUCCCCCCUCUUCAUUCACUACACUACCUUCAGCUCCCCCUCCUGCUCCCUCACCAAUAGUACCACAUUCUGUCGAUCAGCCCUUUCCAGUCUCUUAUGCCACAUCCUUGGAAGACCAGCAAGAGGUCCAGCAUCACAAGGCCCUACUGCCAAGUAGCUCACGGAGCAGCUCCCCGCUUCAGCUGAAUUUGCUUCAAGAGGAGGUGCCAAAACCUAUGGAGCUUUCCAUUAGUACUGAUGUUAAAGCACAUGCAGAAACUAGAUGUGACAACAAUCGAGAAGAUAGUGGUAACAGUGCUAGCCAUUGUGCUUCUAGUGAAUUUACUGACCACUCGCUGUACGAGGACUCCGAGUUGGGUACAGGUUCAGCACCAUCAGGUGGUGGAUCAGCUUUUUCUGGUUCUUUAGGCUCUGGCUCCAGUGAGACUUCUGGUUGUAGCACAGGUAGUGGGAAAAGCAGCACAUAUUUUGCCAGUAAUGAUUAUUCUGAAGCUUCCAAAGAAGAAAAGAAUCAUGAAGCAGGAGAAAAAGGGACAGCUCAUAAAUCCAAACAUGAGUCAGCCUGGGUGAUGAUGGAUCACACACCUGAGCAAGUUUUAAUGACUUACCAAAUGCCAAACAGAAUUAAAGAGGAGGUUUUAAAGGAGGAUCUGGAGAAGCUGGCAGUCAUGCGAAAGCAGCAGCCUUGGUUCACAGAUGGGCAAAAGAAAGAGCUUGCAGAGGUGCACGCGUGGAUCCGGACCCAGACUGUCCCACUGCAAAUCAGUACCCAAGGCUGUGUUACAUGUGACAUCAGGGAAGCAAGUUGUGAGGCUGCAAUGGCUGAUGCCAAUAUGGAAAACAAGGGAAAAUCGUCUCCGCUCCUGCAGCGCUGA
This is a messenger RNA of Merops nubicus (carmine bee-eater), 1909 nucleotides long. Its product is annotated as period circadian protein homolog 3-like. Gene Ontology annotation, cellular component: nucleus; cytoplasm. The annotation marks the transcript as partial. Gene Ontology annotation, biological process: entrainment of circadian clock by photoperiod; circadian regulation of gene expression; negative regulation of transcription by RNA polymerase II. Gene Ontology annotation, molecular function: transcription corepressor binding; transcription cis-regulatory region binding. The record is from RefSeq and is a predicted model, not a curated record. Lineage: Eukaryota; Metazoa; Chordata; Aves; Coraciiformes; Meropidae. The transcript has 8 exons.